Sordaria macrospora k-hell is the source of this 1857-nucleotide messenger RNA. RefSeq lists its product as uncharacterized. Gene Ontology annotation, cellular component: membrane. The record is from RefSeq and is a predicted model, not a curated record. NCBI's taxonomy places the organism in Eukaryota, Fungi, Ascomycota, Sordariomycetes, Sordariales, Sordariaceae.
AUGCCCUGCGGCGUCGACUCGUGCGGUGCGCCCAUUCCGGCCUCGCCCAUCGGCACCCUAUUCUCGCUUUCACCAUUUAUCGCAACCUUUGUCAUUGUCAGCUCGGUUAUCGGCGGCAAGGUAUUCCCGAAGCUCUCCCGCGUACAAGACGACCGUGACGAUGGCGAAGGCCACUACCUGCCUCCUUCAGCGCCUCCGAGUCUCCAACAAGCGCACGCCGAGCGCGGAGCCCGAUCGAUGCGCCGCCGAGUAGCCGCCAUGACGUUCUCCGCAACAAUAGGCCUGGCCGCCGUGCUUGGGGAGCUCAUCCUGGCCGAGAUCUCGGACCUCGUCAGUCCCGAAGCCCGCGCCCUAGCAUUGCGGUUCACGGUGCCAACGCUUCUCUUCAUGCUCGUAGUUCUCAUACCGUUCCUCGAGCUCCAGUCUGUCGUGUCUAGCCUGGCCACCUUCCAGCGCACAGCCAAGGGGCGUGUCCCACGAAUCGCAUGGACGUUGCAACUCCUCGGCUUCGGCGGCUGGCUCUUCGUUUUCUGGUCUCUAGGCAAAGCGGUGCCCCGGCCCGACGGGACCGAGUACCUGUGGGGGAUAGCCAGCAGUGACGGGGCCGGGUUCGACAGCACCGCGCUGACUAUUGGCCGGGCCGAGGCCAAAGCCGAAUCGGUAGGCGACGUUCUCGUAGGCGGCAGGCUCUCGCGCGCGUGCCUUGAGCGAAUCGGCGUCAUUGGCAUUCUGCUCAUGGCUUUGCUUUCCGGCUUCGCCAGCGUCUCGAGCCCCUGGCACACCUUUGCCGACAACCGGGCCUUUCGCAAGCGGCCCAUUACCGACACAGACAUUGCCCGCAAGCAAGCUGGGCUGGACGCCACGAGUGAGAUGUUAGCCACCAAGCGACAUCGUCUGCGCUCUCUCCAGGACAAGGUCGCCAGACGAGCAGAAGCUUCAGCUGCUUCCAGCCAUCACAACAACGCUGGAAGUAACGGCAGCAGUCUAGUUGGCAAAAUGCUCGGCUCCCUCAAGGGCAUAGCCACCGGCUCCUCAGCAGAAGCAGCCGAGAUCAAGUCCCUACAAAUGGAAAUCUCCGGGCUCGAAACAAUGGAAUCCAACCUCUCCUCCUCGCUCUCCAUCCUCCGCACGCGGCAAGCCGCCCACGCCCGUGACGGCACUCCUCUCGGCCGUCUCCUGUCACUGCCAUCCUACAUCUUCAGCCUCUACUGCAUCUACCGCGUGCUCGCCACCACCUUGACCACCCUCCGCCGAAACAACUUCUCCCUUUUCUCCCUCCUUUUCUUCUCAUCAUCAUCCACCAACCCUUCAGAAUCUACCACUAGUGGUAGCACAUUCUCCUCCACCGACCCGAUAAACCGCUUCCUCUCCCUCCUGGCAAAACACUGGGACCCGAAACUAGACCAAGUAGCCUGGGCGCGCCAAAUCUCCUUUUUCUUGUCAGGGGUCAUCCUGCUCGGGUCAGCCAACUCCGUCAUCGUCACCUUCCGCAUCUUCGCCAAGUGGAUGCCCGGUCUGCUGUACCAAGCGCAAGCCAACCUGGCGCUGCUGACGGCUCAGAUCGCGGCCACGUACGUGAUCAGUUCGGCGCUGUUGCUCAGGAGUAAUUUGCCGAGGGAGGUGGGGAGGUCGGUGGGGGAUGCCCUGGAGAGCGCGUUGGAGCCCGGGUUCGUGGAUCGCUGGUUUGAGGGGUGGUUUUUGGUGGCCAGCGGACUGACGGCGUUAGGGAUUUGGGUGGGGAGGAAGAUGGGAGCGGGCACGUAUAAUUCUCCCGGGGGGUCAGGCGGCUGGUCGGGGCUGGAUGAGUGGGAGGAGUUUGGCGGGGAGGAGAUGGGUGUUGGUGCCAAGAGGUCAUGA